Messenger RNA from Neurospora tetrasperma FGSC 2508, 1719 nucleotides. RefSeq lists its product as uncharacterized. Bases 1 to 1719 code for a protein of 572 amino acids. The transcript has a single exon. NCBI's taxonomy places the organism in Eukaryota, Fungi, Ascomycota, Sordariomycetes, Sordariales, Sordariaceae. The record is from RefSeq and is a predicted model, not a curated record.
AUGGCUGGCAAUAAGAGCAAGGCGGACGGUAUGCGGCCAAAGGGGUCAGAAAAACGGACCUCCGGUGUGCAGAGCGCUUCGACCACCACCGAAACGAGCCGCUUUCUCUUUAAAACGGCAACAGCAACAACUGCAAAGACCGCACCUGCCAGCACUCCCAGAAACCCUUUCGUCUUGCCAUCAGCUGCGCCCUCAACGGGCCCAAACCCUAGCAUCACAACUACCAUCACCACCACCACCGAAAUAAAAACCCACAAGCCUCUUUCGAAAGAAGACUACCUUGCGCAAGCCGAGAGGCGGUAUUUGGCCAGCCGUGCCAGAGCAGACGCUGAGCUCAGGAGAUUGUACCAAACUCGCCCAUUUGCCAAACGUGCUGUCAAACGUUAUACCCAAAGGAGGUCACAGUGGGCGGAAUCUAGGAGGCGAUUGCAAAAAGCCGGCGCUUUCUUAGAGAACACCAUGGGCACCUUCAGCAAUGCUCAUACUUUGAACAACUCAAGACCCAGCGCGUCUGCUUCUAAGCCUCUACGAAAGACGUCACCCAAAGUCUCACCAGAGCCAUCGUCUGCCAAACCCCCGGCCCUUGUUCAGAACAGUUUCAGUAUAGGGGACCAUCCUGAUGAUGACUGCAGCAAAGCCCCCAGUGUCACCAGCAGCUCCGACGAGACUGUCAAGUCAGACACUAGGACGGUUGACUCACUUUCCACAAAUAUCACGACACCCGAUUUGUCCGAUUGUGACAGUUUGGUCAAAUCUGCAACGAAGCUGACCAAGCAGAAGACGACAUCAUCAUCAGCUGUGAUUCCCCCUUCACAAACUCAACCCGAUCUCGUCACAGAACAACCCAAUCUGAAAGCGGAAAAGUUCAAAAUCACAAUCAACGUCGAACCCGUAGCUUCAUCGAAGGAGUCCAAGUCGUCAGCCCAAAAAGGCAAAGAGGAUGCGGUGCCAACAACCACCCACGGCUCUCUGACGCCAAAGAAGUCAGUUGACCAAAAGGGCGAGAAGAAGCAGAAAUCGAGCAGCGACAAGGCGGACGGUCAAGAAAUUCCGAAGGAGAAGAAGUCUAAGAAGCACAAGCGGGAUGAAGAAAUCGACAAGGAGGAAGGUGCCAGCGAGCAGCAGCCCAAGGCGAAAAAGUCCAAGACCUCAGCAGAGCCCCCCACAUGCUCCGGUGCCGCCAUGAGUCCUGCCUCUAUCGACAAGUCAUAUAAACCCUACCCGAACGUGCCCCCAGAAAUCAGGAAGGAGCUCUUCGUCAUCAAGGCCGAAGAAAUGCUCUUUAACCCGCUCGGCUAUGAUGAUCUCGUCUACGAUGACAACAGACCCAGGAGCAAGCGUCCGAAGUGGAGGAAGACUGGCCGCAACACAGGUCACAACGAUAUGAUGAUGUCCGGUGGUAUCGGUCCUGCCGAUCUCUCUUCUCCUUCCCACAAGUUGGGCAAGGGUGAUGCCAACAAGAAGAACCGGUCGGACGGUGAUGACAGUCUGUCGAAGCAGGUGCUUAAGAAGGGUCACAACAAGCGGGUUGCGGAGGAGGUUGCUUCGCUCAAGAAGUCCUCGGCGACGGCGGAGUCGGGGUCGAGUUUCGGCGAGAAGAGGGAGAAAGAGUUCAAGAAGAAUAAGUACGGCCAUCGGGAUCAGCAGGGCGGGAAGAACUGGAAGCACAAGCCAAAUCAGUCGGGAAGCUUGGCGGCUAAGUUCAGGAAGCACAAGUAA